UAUGCAGCUAUCGGAAACAUAAUAAAAGUAAAAUACAACAGUAAGGAAUCCAGGUCAUGUCUUGUUCAAAGUACGCCUCUACACCACAGACAACAAACUUAGCACGGAUCUCCCGACUGAUUUUGGGGCCCUGUGCUGACAUCAUGAGAGAUGUGCUCCUUAAUGAGGUGCCUGCAAAUGAUCUAUCCAAGAAAGUUAAAAGCUGGAAGAAGUCAGAGAAGAGGAAUCCGCUCAAUAAAUCACAAAACGAUUUGAUUUUUCCGCCAUCUUCCCAAAACUAUGCGGGAGAUUAUUCUGAUAUGGAUAUAUCCUUACUUUAUACUCUCCUGCGUAAUGUGACUAACCUACCUGCACACAGUCAAGGUUGGGGUAAUGAUCCUGACCCUACAGACAGAAGUGUAUCGGCAAAUAUGGAGCGUAUAAGACUACUCAGAAACAAACACUAUGGACAUGCUGUUGUUAUAGGUAUACCCGAUGCCGAUUUCCAGACUGAGUUUAUGAACAUUCGCAAAAUUGCUGAAGAUGUUGAUAUUUAUUUUGGCGUUUCAAAACAUCAGAAAUCGGUAGACUUUAUCAAAACAGACAACAUGGACCCGGAACAGGAAAUGAAAUGGAUAAAACAGCUUGCAAUACUAGAGUCGCUGGUCUCAAAUGUAGAGGAAAACACCCAAGAAAUACAGAAACUGAAACAUAAAGUAGAAAACACGGGGUUUGAGAAUUUUG
Molecule: messenger RNA, 723 nt
Organism: Saccostrea cuccullata (small rock oyster)
Lineage: Eukaryota; Metazoa; Mollusca; Bivalvia; Ostreida; Ostreidae
Exons: 3
Source: RefSeq, a predicted model, not a curated record